This is a messenger RNA of Phragmites australis (common reed), 831 nucleotides long. RefSeq names its product abscisic acid receptor PYL9-like. Bases 40 to 633 code for a protein of 197 amino acids. The transcript has a single exon. Gene Ontology annotation, molecular function: signaling receptor activity; abscisic acid binding; protein phosphatase inhibitor activity. Gene Ontology annotation, biological process: abscisic acid-activated signaling pathway. Gene Ontology annotation, cellular component: cytoplasm; nucleus. The record is from RefSeq and is a predicted model, not a curated record. NCBI's taxonomy places the organism in Eukaryota, Viridiplantae, Streptophyta, Magnoliopsida, Poales, Poaceae.
GAGAGAGAGAGAGAGAGAGAGAGAGAGAGAGAGAGAGAGAUGGAGGCGCACAUGGAGCGGGUGCUGCGAGAGACGCUGACGGAGGCGGAGGUGCGUGCGCUGGAGGGCGCGGUGCGCGAGCGCCACACGUUCCCGGGCCGGGCAAGCGCUGGUGCGACGUGCACGUCGCUGGUGGCGCAGCGCGUGGCGGCGCCCGUGCGCGCGGUGUGGCCCAUCGUGCGCAGCUUCGGCAACCCGCAGCGGUACAAGCACUUCGUCCGCACCUGCGCGCUGGCCGCCGGGGACGGCUCCAGUAUCGGCAGCGUCCGCGAGGUCACCGUCGUGUCGGGCCUCCCGGCAUCCAGCAGCACCGAGCGCCUCGAGGUGCUCGACGACGACCGCCACAUCCUCAGCUUCCGCGUCGUCGGCGGCGACCACCGACUCCGGAACUACCGCUCCGUGACCUCCGUCACCGAGUUCCAGGCCUACGCCCAGCACCCCUACUGCGUCGUCGUCGAGUCCUACGUCGUGGACGUGCCCGAGGGCAACACCGAGGAGGACACCAGGAUGUUCACCGACACCGUCGUCAGGCUCAACCUCCAGAAGCUCGCCACCGUCGCCGAGGAGUCCGCGGCCGCCAACAAGAGCUCGUGAUCGUCUCGUUCGUGGUGGGCGCGCCCGCGCGCGCGGGGGUGACUUUGCACGGUGGGCGCGACGUACCAGAGCGCGGCGCCGACGUUGUUGCUAUGUUUGUUUUUUGUUCUUUUCUUUACCUUAUCUGUUUUGUAUCUUUUUUCCCGUUAUGUUGUCAUGUUCAGAAGCAUUUAUUGUGGCACCGUCUCUUUGUUCUUA